Molecule: messenger RNA, 2073 nt
Organism: Eufriesea mexicana
Lineage: Eukaryota; Metazoa; Arthropoda; Insecta; Hymenoptera; Apidae
Product: sialin
Biological process (GO): monoatomic anion transport; transmembrane transport
Cellular component (GO): membrane
Molecular function (GO): transmembrane transporter activity
Source: RefSeq, a predicted model, not a curated record
CUAUUACAUUUUGUACAAAGUUUGUUAUGUGUAUAUAUAAAUAAGUUAAAUCAACAAUGUUUAAAUUCCUAAUUUAAUAUAAAUAAUUGUAUUGACAAAGGGUAACAUAGUUUUGUGAAUAUUGUCCUGCAAAUUGGCGGGAUAUUGAUUAUUCGUUUUAUGAUCUUAGACAAGAUAUAUGUGAAAGAGGUUAACCUGACUGUGCAUUGUACAAUAAAGUCGGAAACGGCUGAUCAUCUUCGAGGAAACAUACGAUUUCGAACCCGACCAGGCAAAGAAUGAAACAGCGUUGUUUCUGAAUUAUUACUGGCAUUUGCGAAAGCAUGAGGCAAUGCAAAUGAACCAAUAGUUUACAUAGUUGAUUAAAUACCGAAGAUAUCUUUCAAAUUAACUUGACACGGAUAUUUCUUACCAAUUAUUGAUAACGAAUCACUUAUUAACAACGGUUAACUUCAAAUAUAGACACUAUUUAAAAACUCAAGACAUCGACCUGACGUUCCUAUAUUACUGACUAAUCGUGCACGGUAACGGACAAAAUGGCUCUCUUCCGGAAGUUCAAUGAAAGGAUACCAAGGAGAGCAAUUUUAGGAUCGAUGAUGUUCUUAGCUUGCAUGUUCUCGUACAUGAUCCGUACAAAUUUGUCUAUUACCAUUGUUGCUAUGGUAAAUGCAACUAGCAAAGAUGGAGUAAGUGGUCCAGAAUGUAGUUCUUCCACCGUUAUGAGUAACGUUACUCGUAAAACUACCGCACUUAAAGAUUAUGGUACACGAUAUGAAUGGAAUCAACAUAUACAAGGUCUUUUGCUUUCUGGCUAUUUUUAUGGAGUUCUUCCAUCAAGUGUACCUGGUGGUCUCUUAGCUGAGAAAUAUGGAGGUUCUAGAGUAGUAGCAUUUGCAACACUAAUACCUGCAGUAUUAAACUUUAUGAUGCCUUGGGCUUCUGGUGUUCAUUAUAGUUUAGUGUUUGUACUUCGUUUUAUGAUGGGCUUCUUUGGAGGAGCUGUUUAUCCUGCCCUUCAUGCAAUGAUUGCUAGAUGGGUUCCUCCUAGUGAAAAGGGGAUAUUUGUAUGGACUAUGCAAGGUGGGCCUUUUGGAACUGUAGUAACAUUCGCUUUAUGUGGCCAGAUAAUCAGUGAAUUGGGUUGGAAAGCAGCAUAUUAUGUUACAAGUGGACUUAUACUGAUUUUUUAUGCUUUAUGGGUUCUUCUUAUAUAUGAUACGCCUGAUCUUCAUCCAGGAAUCACAGAAAAUGAAAGAAGUUAUAUCAAGGAACAAAUAGGUACAAGCGUCUCGAAACAGAAAAUAAAAUUACCAGUGAAAGAUGUUAUUACCUCAGUACCAUUUUUAGUUUUAUUAUGGGCUCAUUUUGCAAACAUGUGGGGUAUAUAUUUCAUCGCUACUAACGGACCAAAAUACACUUUAGAAGUUCUUGGUUUUAAUAUGAAAUCGGGAGGAUCAAUUACAGGAUUACCCUACAUAGCGAGGCUUGGUGCUGGAGUAUUGUUUGCUGCAGCUGGUGAUUAUGUUCGAAGGAAGAAUUUUCUUACUUUAGGAUGGAUUAGAAAAAUAUUUAUGAUUUUCUCACAUAUCGGUCCAGCAAUAGCUUUGAUUAUAAUGACUUAUGCUGGGUGUGAUGCAGUAACUGCAAUUGUUAUGUUAAUAGUAGCAUUAACUUUCAAUGGAGCUGCAUGUCAAACCAGUUUACAAAACCAUCAAGAUCUUGCACCUAAUUUUGCUGGUUCUUUAUAUGGCAUUAUGAAUACUUUUGGUAGUUUUCCUGGAUUUAUUAUUCCGCCAAUUAUUGGUGCUUUAACAAAUGAAAGGAAUGGAGUAGAAGAAUGGCGUACUAUGUUCUGGAUUUCAACAGCAGUAUUUACAUCUGCAACAAUACUCUUUUGGUUGUUAGAAAUUCAACCAUGGAAUGAUUUAAGUCAGCAUAAAAUAGCAAGUCUUUCUGAAGAAGAAACACAAAUGACUGCAGUGACUACAAAAGAACCACCACCAGAAGAAGAAGAUGAUGAAACUAAAGCAUCAUUAUAAUUAAAAAAUUACAUCUUAUUUUAAAUUAAUGUUA